Messenger RNA from Pogona vitticeps (central bearded dragon), 2639 nucleotides. It is a transcript of the gene KCNA4, whose product is annotated as potassium voltage-gated channel subfamily A member 4. The record is from RefSeq and is a predicted model, not a curated record. Lineage: Eukaryota; Metazoa; Chordata; Lepidosauria; Squamata; Agamidae. Gene Ontology annotation, cellular component: axon; membrane; voltage-gated potassium channel complex. Gene Ontology annotation, molecular function: delayed rectifier potassium channel activity; potassium ion binding; protein binding. Gene Ontology annotation, biological process: action potential; potassium ion transmembrane transport; protein homooligomerization.
GAUCGCCGGGCGCGGGUCCUGAAGGCCAGAAGCCAAACUGUCCCCGUCGAUGGGAGCGUUUUCCUCGCCUCGGGCAGGGGCGACCGCGAAGCGCCCCCCUCCUGCUGCCGCCGCCGCCGCCGCUCUCCCGCUCCCCGGCGCUACACCUGUGAAAACAGGUUGCUCGGAGGAACCUCGCCCUCCAUCCGAGCCCUCCUCCGCCUGCCCGGGAUCGCUCUUCUCGGCUCCCUUUUCUCCCGGAGCUUCAGCGCUGCCUUUUCCCUGCGUGCCGCGAAACCCCUGAAGAGCUAUGGAGCCUCAAACAUAAAAGGACAUGCUCGAGAAAUAUUUCCUGACCAUAUCAGAAGACCCCUUAUUGUACCUGUACAAGCUACCUUGAGCAAUUGGUGUCAAACGUUGGAAACAGUAAGAAAUGGAACUCUUGUCUUUGAGAAAUGUGCAGCGUGAGAACACAAGGUGUGCUGACUUGAUGGGAUAGUGCUUCCAAGCAAUGCGUUCCUUAUGCUCACAUGAAAGACUCUGUGAUGAUGACUGAGAACACAAACAUCUCCUUCCCUUCUUGAGUUUUCUAAGCAAACAAAUACAACAUGGAGGUUGCCAUGGUAAGUGCAGAUAGCUCCGGCUGCAACAGCCACAUGCCUUAUGGGUAUGCAGCCCAAGCAAGAGCCAGAGAAAGGGAGCGACUGGCCCAGUCGAGGGCGGCAGCAGCGGCGGCUGUAGCAGCCGCAACAGCAGCAGUAGAAACUGCAGGUUCUGGAGGAGGAGGAGGACCCCAUCAUCACUACCAUCAGGAGCAGAGUCGUGGGGCAUCUUCAUCUUCCUGUGGGGAAAACACGUCACAUAGUGGCUAUCACCAGAAUGGCAGGAGGAGAAAGGAACGGAAGAAGAAGGCUCACUGUCUCAGGAGCAGGGAGUUUGGUGCCUCUUUCCCUUGCUCUGAGUUGCUGCCUCUCAGUGGCUCAGAGGAGAAGAUCCUAAAAGACUUGAGCGAGGAGGAUGAGGAGGAAGACGAUGAGGAAGCUGAUGGUGAGGAUGAAGAAGACGAGGAAAGGAAGGUCUACGAUAGUGAUACAGAUGGUGAAGAUGAGCCUUCAUUUACAGACCAGCCUCCAGAGGAUGGUAUUGGACCUGGGGGCUACACCUCUGUCCGCUACAAUGAGUAUGAGUGCUGCGAACGGAUUGUCAUCAAUGUGUCUGGCCUAAGAUUUGAAACCCAGAUGAAGACCUUAGCUCAGUUCCCUGAGACACUGCUAGGAGAUCCAGCAAAACGGGGCAGAUACUUUGACCCACUCCGGAACGAGUAUUUCUUUGACAGGAACCGGCCCAGCUUUGAUGCAAUUUUAUAUUACUAUCAAUCUGGCGGGCGCCUGAAAAGGCCAGUCAAUGUGCCCUUUGACAUUUUCAGCGAGGAAGUGAAAUUCUACGAACUUGGUGAGGAGGCCAUGCUCAAGUUCCGAGAAGAUGAAGGCUUUGUCAAGGAAGAAGACGACAAGGUGUUGCCUGAAAAUGAAUUCAAGAAACAAGUGUGGCUUCUCUUUGAGUACCCUGAGAGCUCCAGCCCAGCCCGAAUCAUUGCCAUUGUCUCAGUUUUGGUCAUUUUGAUCUCCAUUGUCAUUUUCUGCCUGGAGACACUGCCGGAGUUCAGAGAUGAAAAAGAGCUCAUUCUGACCCAGAAUUUGGAGAAUGUUAAUGAGACCCUCCUGCAAAGUGCAGGCUAUACUGUCUUUAAUGAUCCCUUUUUCAUUAUUGAGACGGUCUGCAUCAUUUGGUUUUCUUUUGAAUUUAUAGUGCGCUUCUUUGCCUGUCCCAGCAAAGCAGCCUUCUUCAAAAACAUCAUGAACAUCAUCGACAUUGUCUCCAUUUUGCCUUACUUCAUCACCUUGGGCACUGACUUGGCCCAGCAACAGGGCAGUAAUGGUCAACAGGCCAUGUCUUUUGCCAUCCUGAGAAUCAUCCGUCUUGUCCGGGUGUUCCGGAUCUUCAAGCUCUCCAGACACUCCAAGGGUUUGCAGAUCCUGGGUCACACUCUCAGGGCCAGCAUGAGGGAACUGGGGCUCCUAAUCUUCUUCCUUUUUAUUGGAGUCAUUUUGUUUUCCAGUGCUGUUUACUUUGCAGAAGCUGAUGAAUCUGCCACCCAUUUUCAAAGCAUCCCAGAUGCCUUCUGGUGGGCUGUUGUGACCAUGACUACAGUUGGUUAUGGGGACAUGAAACCCAUCACCGUGGGUGGGAAAAUAGUCGGUUCCCUGUGUGCCAUUGCUGGUGUGUUGACCAUUGCUUUGCCAGUGCCCGUGAUUGUUUCCAACUUUAACUACUUUUACCACAGAGAAACAGAGAACGAGGAGCAGACUCAGCUGACGCAGAAUGCAGUCAGUUGUCCAUACCUUCCAACCAUCCUGAAGAAAUUCCGAAGUUCUUCUUCUUCUUCUUCUUCCACAGAGGGCAAAUCAGAAUAUUUGGAGAUGGAGGAAGGGGUUAAAGAAUCUCUCUGUGUGAAGGAGAAAAAGGGUCAGGUCACAGGGAAUGGCAGUGAGGUGGCAAAACAAAACUGUGUAAAUGCAAAAUCUGUGGAAACGGAUGUUUAAGUUCUGACAGUUUCCAAACUUAUUUAUGCAUUAAAGAGUGCGUUGGUAAAAAAAAAA